Messenger RNA from Drosophila ananassae, 1023 nucleotides. Its product is annotated as trypsin-2. Lineage: Eukaryota; Metazoa; Arthropoda; Insecta; Diptera; Drosophilidae. The transcript has 3 exons. Gene Ontology annotation, molecular function: serine-type endopeptidase activity. Gene Ontology annotation, biological process: proteolysis. Bases 16 to 1023 code for a protein of 335 amino acids. The record is from RefSeq and is a predicted model, not a curated record.
UUUUUAAUAUCUCAAAUGGCUUUAAUAUUAAAUCAGUGUGUGUUGCAUAAAUUGUGUAGUUUUCUUUUGUUUUUCUUGCUCUUUAAGCCGACUUCCGCCAAUUUAAUCACGAAACGAGUCAAACGGUUGUCUAGUCCUUCGCAUGAUGAAGAGAAGAUGGAAGGACUUUCGAAAUAUGUUGUUUCCAUCCAAUCGCGAACUUCGCACGAGGUAUUCGGAGACAAUCACUUCUGUGCCGGGGUCAUCAUCUCCAAGAACUUCAUCCUGACCUCAGCCCACUGCACAAUGGAUAAACGGAAGAUAAUGUAUCGAAGUCGAGUUCUGUCGGUCACGGCCGGAGCUGAAAACCGGCUGAAAUACCGCCCAAACAUCUCUGUGAGUGUGCCGGUAAAAAAGGUCUUUGUGCCGGAGAACUUUACCCUACAAAACACCAACAAUAUAGCUCUGAUGAAGCUGGGCGUGGACCUGCCGACGGAUAGUCAAUAUGUGGGAAUCAUUAAUUUGCCAACCACUCCGCCCCAGCGGGGGCUUAAUUACACGGUUAUGGGCUGGGGACGAAUGUUUAAGGGUGGCCCACUGUCGGAAAAGCUCCUGCACAUUGACGUGGAACUCCUUCCCUGGGAUGAAUGCGAUAGGCUGCUAAACACAUUCAAGGAGGAGAUGAUGUGUGCCGGAAACCUGAACAACAACCUCGAUGAAAAUCCCUGUGCCGGUGACACUGGAGGGCCUCUGGUUUUAAACGAAACUGUUUACGGAAUAGUGAGCUAUCGAAUCGGAUGUGGAUCAAAGGAUCUGCCAUCUGUCUACACGAAUGUCCAUUCCCAUGCAAAAUGGAUCCAGGAAACAAUGAUCGAAAAUGGAUGUGGGAGCUUGAAAAGUUUUCUUUGCCUUGUGGUGGCCUCUUUAUAUUGUCUAGUGAUGAGAAAUAGAUCUAUGAACAGUUUCGCAGGCUUUUAUUUAAUAAAAAUGAUCAUUUUUAGACCAAGAGGCCACCCUUGGCGGUCAAGGCGGGCAAGUGCUUGA